Messenger RNA from Hyla sarda, 3359 nucleotides. It is a transcript of the gene INTU, whose product is annotated as inturned planar cell polarity protein. The coding region runs from base 219 to 3035 and encodes 938 amino acids. Gene Ontology annotation, cellular component: cilium; cytoplasm. The transcript is spliced from 16 exons. The record is from RefSeq and is a predicted model, not a curated record. NCBI's taxonomy places the organism in Eukaryota, Metazoa, Chordata, Amphibia, Anura, Hylidae. Gene Ontology annotation, molecular function: protein binding. Gene Ontology annotation, biological process: vesicle-mediated transport; cilium assembly; nervous system development.
UGCGCUGGAAAACAUCACGUGCGUGGUCAGGCCAAUCACUAACUCUGUGUCCGGAAAAAGGCGGAGCUAUUGACUUACCUGGAGCCGUUGCUACUAACGCUUGGUAGUUGAGCAGUGUGGUGUAUGUGAUGUGCUGAGGUGACUGGCGUAGUGUGAACUGUGCCUGCGUUAUGCUGUACAGCAGUGUGGUGUGAACGGGUAGCUAGAGGGGUCGGAGGAUGGAAGUGUUGAGAGACACUAUCCCCCGUGAGGAAGAAGAGGAUGGGGGAGAAGGAUGGGACAGCCGCUCAUCAUCUUAUACUGACUGCAGCAGCUGCUGCUCCAGUGAUCUGGAGCCGGAAUGGUUGGAAGGAGUAGAGCGGAAUGGGGAACUAUUUUAUCUUGAGUUGAGUGAAGGGGAAGAAGAAGCAAUCCUACCUCUGAAUCCAGGUGUAAACCAUGUCAGAUUUUGUGAAAAGGUGGCAGAAGUUAUUUCGGAAAAUGCCAAGCAGAAUAAAAGUGAGCCACGUUUUAAAAAACUAGCAAAGAUAUUGAGGAAUAAGCACAUCAGCAAGAAGAGGUCUUCUAGAUUAACCGGACCAACAGGGCCUACGUCUAUCCUCAAGCACAGCCACAGAACCGGAAUGCUUGUUCAUCAGCAGUAUAAGGAUAUUUGCCUUUAUGUUAAUCCAAGCCGGUUACUGGACAGGGCACCAUAUGAGAAGCUCUGCCUCCUCCAGAGACUGUUAGGGAUCGUUCAUCAGUCCUCAAAGAACAGCAAGAGAUUGGAAAAGCAAGGUGGAUCUGCUACCCUACAUCAAUGGACAACCAUGGAGAAGCUGGUUGUUCAUGGUUUUAUCCCAGAUAGUCCAUCUAUUCGUUGUGGCCAAAUCCUUAUUGGUGAUGCACUUGUUGCAGUUAAUGAUGUGGAAGUCAACACAGAAAACAUAGAGCGGGUGCUAUCUUGUAUACCGGGCCCCAUGCAGGUGAAGCUGACAUUCGAAACAACGGUGUUUGAUGCCCAAACUCCAUCUCCAAGUAUAAAUUAUGUGCCGCAGCCACCCAUGAACAAUAUGACAAAACUGAUCUGGGGUGAAGAACAUACCAACUACCAGCAAAUCUUGCAAGACUUACCUCACAUAAUAAUGUACCUGACGCUCAGGCUUGACUCGGACUCUUCUAAAGAAGAGCAGGAAAUUCUCUACCAGUAUCCUGUGUCUGAAGCCUCCCAGAAGCUUAAGAGUAUACGAGGAUUAUUUUUAACACUAAGUGAUAUGCUGCAGAAUGUGACAGGAGCCUGUAUUGUUAGCACAUCACUUAUUUUGAACAAGAAGCUGGUCCAUGUUUCAUACUGGAAAGAGUCUGAACAUUUAUUCCUAAUUUGUCUUCCAGCAGAGAGAAUUUCACUUCUACAUUUAAAGAAUAUGACAGCGGAUGUAGUUAGAACAUUAAAGUUCAUGUACACGUCCUUGGAUAGGGCCUUCUGUCAAGCGGAAAAUGUACCCCGCCUCGAUCAUUUCUUUAGCCUGUUUUUUCAGCGAACAGUAAGGCUAUCAAUUUUAAGUGCAAGCACUAGCCAGGGAGCACAGUUCUAUGAUGCCUGUAGCGCCCACUUAACUGACAACCUUCCAGGGGUACGAUGGCUGUCCUUGCCUGAAGAUAUCAAGACAGAGAUUGAUACAGUACUGAGUGAUCUGGAGGCCCUUGACUUUGCAGAACUGUCUGAAGACUACUAUGAGAUGAGACGGUUGUACAUGAUUCUAGGGACCUGUCUGUUUUACAAGGGUUAUCUGUUGUCCAAUCACUUGCCUAAGGAAGAUCUGAUUGAUGUUGCCCUUUACUGUCGACACUAUUACUUAUUAUCAUUAGCAUCAGAGCGGAUUGGGCAGCUUGUGGUAUGGAGAGAAGUGUAUCCCCACGAUCAUCUGGAAAAGUAUGGCUCACUCAGCAGGGAUAAAUACAACCAGCCUGAGGCAAGGUACUUCCUUCUCAUCGUAGGCCUGAAGCACUUUAUGCUGUGCUCACUACUGGAAGCUGGCGGCUGUGCAUCUAAAGCAGUUGGAAAUCCAGGACCCGACUACAUAUAUGUGGAUCAGCUGAAAGCAUGUCUACUUCAACUGGAAAUGCUGGACACAAGUAUAGAAGAAAGGUUGAACGCUUCUCCAAACCCUUGUUUAUCAUGUGCCGAUUGGUUCCUGCCUUCUGCUAGGGACAAAUUCCACAACGUUGUCAGUUCUGUCAUGAUGAACAAACUUCAGACGCCCAAGAAAGCCAAUCAGUCAUUGAGUAAGAAGGGUCUGAUUCCUGACACCCAGACUUCUCUAAAGACUCGUAGACCAAGUCCCACUCGGAGUAGUGGAGGAUCUGAUAAUGGUAGUGAUUGUCUAGGGGAAAACACUGGUGUUGGAUCUCACUCCACUCCAGACCUGACCCGUAAAUUUGGAAGAAGAGAAUCACAAGGCUCGGGGGGAUCAGAAGGAAGUGGAGGGAGUGGGGGUGUUCUCAAGAUCAGCAAAAAAAAAUACACUCUUCCAAAUCCUUUUAAUUUGGGAAGCUUGAGAAAGAACCUUUCAGAGAGGCAGACAGAAGAUCUGUAUAACACUGUGAAAUUAACAUCAGGGUCAGAGAAUACACUUUUUCAUUACAUAUACCUAGAAACUGUGCAAGGAGUCUUUAUCUGUCCAACACACAAAGAGGUGGAGGACCUCAGCGGCGCCAUUCACCCACUGCUGAUCAAGAACUUUCAUCGAUGCUGCCUGUCCAUACGCUCUUUGUUUCAGCAAACUCUCACGGAAGAGAGACACAGCAAUUCCAAGGCGGAUGUGUGCAAGGACUUUACCGGGCUCGGGCCUGUUAAAGAACAUGGGGUUUUGUUUGAAUGUUCUCCUGAGAACUGGACUGACCAGAAGAAAUCGCCUCCCAAAAUGUCUUACUGGGUAAUUGGGAGACUCUUUCUGCAGCCUCAGCCUCAGGAGUUCUAUGUCUGCUUUCACGACUCCGUCACGGAGGUUGCCGUGGAGCUGGCCUUCAAGCUGUCCUUUGGGAUGCCACUUUAGUGCUGGCGACAAGCAGGACUUAUAUUCAUCAACCACAUUGUCUUGAUAAAGUCCAUGCCGUUUGCCUUACACAUGCACUUGUGACAGAUUUUUACGGGUGUUUCCUGUAGAUUUACAGAAUUCUUUUUAUAGAUGAGCUGUAUGUUGACGUUUUGCUUCUUUUAAAGAAAAUAUUUAUUUUGAAAUAUUUUUUGUAAUGAUAUUUUAUACGGUUGCUAUAUGUAUUGCAUAUUUGUUACUGUCUAAACAUACUGACGAGUAAUGUUAAUUUUCUACUUGAUAUCGUCAAAAGAUAAACAAGUUUGCACUUAAAUGCUGCUUCUA